AUUCCAUCUUAAUUUACAUUGUUCUAAGGAAAUCCACCCUGAAAACAGAAGGGACAGUGGACCAGACAAUUCAGGUGUUUUGGAAUGAGAAUGUAUUUAAGAGUUGAAGGAUGGUCUCUCUUCAGGGCUGGACUUCGGUAGACUUUGUAGCCUACUUUUAAUUCAAAUAGCAAAUAUACUGGAUUAUAGUAUUCACAGUAAGCCACAAUAACAUGACAGCAGUUUUAUUGGACCACAGCCAAAGUUCUGAGCACAACAUGAUGAUUCUAAUUCAGAUUCAAACUUUCUUCUUCACAGGAACAAACAUUACAAACAACAAUGAGUUGAGAAUCGUGAUGGUGGGGAAGACUGGGAUUGGGAAGAGUGCUACUGGAAACACCAUUCUGGGUCGAGAAUGCUUCCAGUCCAAAUGCAGCGCCAAAUCCAUGACGGUAAACUGCUCCAAAGUCUCCAGUAAUGUGGAUGGACAGCAGGUUGCUGUCAUUGACACUCCAGGUCUGUUUGACACCCGAUUUGAGGGAGAUAAAACAACCAAAGACCUGGGUCAGUGCGUCUGUUACGCUUCUCCUGGACCCCACAUCUUCCUGGUGGUCGUUCCAAUCGGCAGAUUCACAGCAGAAGAAUUACAAUCAGUGCAAAUGAUUCAAAAAAUCUUUGGAGAUGCAGCAGACAGAUACAGCAUGGUUCUGUUUACUCGUGGAGACGAUCUUGGUGAUACCACCAUUGAUGAUUAUUUGUCUGAAAGCCCAGAACUACAGGAUCUGGUGUCCAGAUGUAACGGCCAGUAUCAUGUCUUCAACAACAAGCUGAAAGAUAAAAAACCUCAGGUCACUGAGCUGCUGAAGAAGAUCAGAACCAUCGUUGACAGGAAUGGAGGAAGUCACUACACCAAUGAGAUGUUCCAAGAGGCUGAGAGGAAAAUCGAAGAGGAGAAACAACGAAUCCUGAAGGAGAAAGAAGAAGAAAUACGUAAAGAGAAAGAAGAAGUGGAGAGAAAAAUAAAAGAGAAGUAUGAGAAAGAGAUGGAGAAAAUGUAUAAGCAAAUCCAGGCUGACAGAGAGAGAGAGAAGAAGGAGAGAGAGGAGGAGAAGAAGAGGGAGAGAGAAGAAAUUAAUGAGGAGAGGAGGAGGGAGAAGGAGGAAAUGAAGGAGGAGAGGAGGAGGGAGAAGGAAAAGAUUGAUAAGGAGAGAAAGGAGAGAGAGAAGGAGUUUGAAGCCCUGAAGAAAAAGCAGGAGAAAGAAAUUCAAGAGGCAAAAUCCAAGCUGCAGUCCCAGCAUGAAUCUGUCGCCAGAGGAGAAGCUGAGGACAAUAAUCCUCUCUAUUAUUUGGCUAAAUUUGGAGAACAUGUGAUUAAAGCUGCAGAACACGUGGGUAAUUUUUUUAAAAAAUUUUUUUAAAUAAAAAGUAGUGAAAAAAAAUUAAGUAGUGAAAGUUGGAAACUUGUGUCAUUUGUUAAUCCUUUAGAAACUGUCUUGAAAAAUGUAUAUUGUUGCUGGAAAGGUUAGCAUAAAUGGAGAAUGACAGUAAAUAUACUAGAAUUACAAUGAUUUUCACUUCAAUAUUCUUGCACUUUUUGCAAUAAUUCUCACUUUGUGAUAAUUGUUUGAACUGAU
This is a messenger RNA of Gambusia affinis (western mosquitofish), 1613 nucleotides long. RefSeq names its product GTPase IMAP family member 4-like. Gene Ontology annotation, molecular function: GTP binding. Lineage: Eukaryota; Metazoa; Chordata; Actinopteri; Cyprinodontiformes; Poeciliidae. The transcript has a single exon. Bases 213 to 1397 code for a protein of 394 amino acids. The record is from RefSeq and is a predicted model, not a curated record.